This is a messenger RNA of Pipistrellus nathusii (Nathusius's pipistrelle), 786 nucleotides long. The record is from the annotation of a GenBank genome assembly. NCBI's taxonomy places the organism in Eukaryota, Metazoa, Chordata, Mammalia, Chiroptera, Vespertilionidae.
AUGACGGCGCUCUCUCUGCUUCUCCUCGCGGCCGGAGCCUGUCUGACCCCCGCAGGCCUCGGCUCGGAGGUCAUCGGAGGCAGGGAGGUGGCCCCGCACUCCAGGCCCUUCAUGGCCUCGCUGCAGCACCGCGGGGAGCACGUGUGCGGGGGGGCCCUGAUCCACCCCCAGUGGGUGCUGACCGCCGCCCACUGCCACCACCGGUUUGCCCGAGGCCCGUCUUCCCACGUGGUGUUGGGCGCUCACUCGCUCUCCAAGGACGAGGCCUCCAAGCAGACGCUCGGGGUCGCCAAGCUCAUCCCGUUCUCGAGGUUCACCGUGGACCCCGCGUCGCAGGACGUCAUGCUGGUGAAGCUUCACAAGCCCGCCCAGCUCAGCAAGCAGGUCCGGCUGCUCCGGCCGCGCCCCCGGGGGGACCUCGGGGCCGGGACGAAGUGCCAGGUGGCCGGCUGGGGCGCCACCGACCCCGACGGCCUGAGCCCCUCGGACACCCUGCGGGAAGUCACUGUGACCGUCAUCAGCCGCAAGCUCUGCAACAGCCGGCGUUUCUACAACGGCCAGCCCGUCAUCACCAGAGGCCAGGUGUGCGCCGGCGACGCCCGGGGCCAGAAGGACUCCUGCCAGGGCGACUCCGGGGGCCCCCUGCUCUGCGGGGGCGCCUUCUCCGGCCUGGUCUCCGGAGGCCGUAAGUGUGGUGACGCCACGAAGCCCGGGGUCUACACCCUGCUCACCCCCGCGCUCCAGGCCUGGAUCCGGAGCAAGCUGCGCCCGCCGCCCGCAGAGUGA